Molecule: messenger RNA, 876 nt
Organism: Cyphomyrmex costatus
Lineage: Eukaryota; Metazoa; Arthropoda; Insecta; Hymenoptera; Formicidae
Gene: Ufsp1
Product: UFM1 specific peptidase 1
Exons: 4
Coding region: 208-876 (222 amino acids)
Molecular function (GO): deUFMylase activity
Source: RefSeq, a predicted model, not a curated record
AAAAGAUCUUUCGCAUUCGCUUUCGCAAAAAAAUUUUUUUCCUUUCGUUUUCGCUAUAACCAUCUUUCGUUACAUCCCUAUUUGAUAGUACAGUAACAUAUGUGACGUGAAGUUGUUAGACGAUACUUGCCGAAAUGCGGGAAAUGCAAAUCUGUUCGGAGCGUACCCAAGAUUUCAUUCAAGUUUUUUUAACAACACGUGGAAAAGAUGACUGUCAAUUAUUCCAGCAAUUUACUGAAAAACGUUCACGAAAAUUUAACCUUGCCAGAUAGUGGUGAAACAUUCUUAGUUCAAGGAGAUUACGAGUACUGGCACUAUGGUUGCGAUGGUUUUAAUGACAGGGGUUGGGGGUGUGGAUACAGGACACUGCAAACCAUCUGUUCAUGGAUCAUAAAUAAUGAGAACUUGGAAAAAAUCGUUCCAAGCAUUAAUAAAAUACAAGAGAUCCUUGUCGAAGUGGAGGAUAAAAACAGAACGUUUAUUGGAUCGAAAGAAUGGAUAGGAAGUUUUGAAGUAUCUAUUGUUUUAAAUCAAAUUUAUGAAGCUCUUAGUAAAAUAAUUUACGUGUCGAGCGGAAAGGGAUUGAUUGAACAAGUGGAUAAGAUUAAAAGACAUUUCGAGCAAUUUGGCAGUCCAAUUAUGAUGGGCGGAGACAAAGAUUGUUCUAGCAAAUGUAUUGUAGGAUUACACGUUGGAAAUGGAGACGUGUAUUUGUUAAUUGUAGAUCCGCACUUCGUCGGAAAAGCAAAAAGUGCAGAACAUUUAAAGAACGAUCAGUGGGUAAAGUGGCAAAACUUAAAUGAUUUUAUCGAUAGCUCGUUUUACAAUCUAUGUCUACCACAGCUUAAGUAUCGCAGGUUGGACGAUAAUAAAUGA